This is a messenger RNA of Oryzias melastigma (Indian medaka), 3706 nucleotides long. It is a transcript of the gene ikzf4, whose product is annotated as IKAROS family zinc finger 4. Gene Ontology annotation, molecular function: DNA-binding transcription factor activity; RNA polymerase II cis-regulatory region sequence-specific DNA binding. The transcript has 10 exons. The record is from RefSeq and is a predicted model, not a curated record. Bases 692 to 2527 code for a protein of 611 amino acids. Lineage: Eukaryota; Metazoa; Chordata; Actinopteri; Beloniformes; Adrianichthyidae. Gene Ontology annotation, biological process: regulation of transcription by RNA polymerase II.
GAGGCUCUGUUGUGCACGGGCCCGGAAGUUGUUGGGAUACGGAUUCCCAGGUAUAAAAAAAAGGAGGGGAGGCGGGUGGGGGGAGAGAGGGAAAAAAAUCCCGGAGAUGCUGUCGUCGCUUGGGAAAACAAACGGCCAUCCAGACAAUUAGAGAGGGAAGCAGCGAUCGGUCGCCAGGUAAGGAGGAGGCUCGCGCCGCAGCGCUCGGUAAGCCAUCGGGGAGGAUGUGGGAGACACAGACGGCAUGUUUUUGAAUAGUUGGGUAAUACCGUUUGUCGUGUGGUCGGGUGCCAUAGCAACGGAUCGUGAGAACCGCUGUAGCCCGCAGCUCGGGUCAGUUUGACGUGCUCGGCGUUGGAUGACAGCUGCGUUCGUUGCAACUCCUGCAACAAAUUGCCUCCCCCCGCGCGCGUCUGGCCGCCGUCUGGAGCGUCCAUGAGCUUAAAGGUGUCAUAGCGGAGCAAAUCCACCGCGCGGCUCAGACAAGUCGCCAUGGAUGGAACGCCGGCGAGGCACGAGGACUCUUCAGAAAUGUGCAUUUGAUGUCACGCGCGCGCGACCUGCUGCUGAGGGGGUUUAAAGGAUUUCAGUUUAGUCUUUUUAUUAUUAUUUGUUUUUAUUUUUGGAAACCCUCGUGUGACUGGCGCGUCUCCCGGCUCCAUCAGCGCCUGUUGCUCUCCAUGCACGGCCAAUGCCAGGAUAUUCAUUUUCCCUUGGAUGUGUUGUCUCCGCCCCUAAAGUCUCCUAUGUCCACUGCUGUCAUCCAUUUAAGCAGAAGGCAUCUGGUGAGAUAAUGAAUGCUGAUGACUGCAAUGGUCGCUCAUAUGCAAAAGGAAAUGGAGGAGAGUCAUCAGCUGAGCAGGACUUUUAUGGCGUCUUGCAGGGCCCUUCCACGAAAUCCCCCAGCAGUCGGCAGUCCUCACCGCGCCGCUCCCUCAGUGCAAACUCCAUCAAGGUUGAGAUGUGCAGUGAUGACGAGUCAUCAGGUGCUCCCCAGCCAGAGAUCAAAGACGCCGUGAGGGUCGACGGUGGGAAAGAUGACCGACGGGACCCCACGGAGGAGGGGGCUUCGGAGUUUCCCGGCGUGAGAAGAAACAGGGCGAACAUUUACAACGACCUGACCAGUCCCAAUUCCACCUCACCGGGGCCGAUUCGGCUACCUAACGGCAAACUUCAGUGUGAAGUGUGCGGCAUGAUCUGCAUUGGGCCCAACGUGCUGAUGGUCCACAAGCGCAGCCACACAGGAGAGCGUCCGUUCCAGUGUAACCAGUGUGGAGCCUCUUUCACUCAAAAGGGGAACUUGUUACGCCAUAUCAAGUUACAUUCAGGAGAGAAGCCCUUCAAAUGUCCCAUUUGCAACUACGCAUGUCGACGGAGAGACGCUCUCGCUGGACAUCUACGCACGCAUGCAGUCUCUUCUCCAACGGUGGGAAAACCUUUCAAGUGCAGCUACUGCAGUCGUAGCUACAAACAGCAGAGCACGUUGGAAGAGCACCUGGAGCGCUGCCACAGUUACCUGAAGACUCUGGACCCCCAGAUGGCAAUCAACAACCAGAAAUCACAAGAGUCGAUCAAUAUGGAGACAGUUUCUAAACCGGUACUGCAGCCGUCCAGUGAGAAGAUCCACUUUGUGGAUAGACUGUCUGUUAGCAUCACCAAACGCAAGAGGUCAACACCACAGAAGUUUUUGGGUGAAAAGCACAUGCACCUUGAUCCACCGGAAGCACCUUAUGAACUGUCCUCCGGCUCAGAGAAGGAAGGGGACCUCAUGAGUUCUGCUGGAGACUCCACUGGCCUGGCAGCUUCACACCUCCACUACGUGAGCGGUAAAGGCGAGAACAACGAGUCCGCCGCUCUGUCGCAGCUCCAUCCCGGCAUCGUGGCAGAACUCCGCACAGUCGUCAGCUCCAUCAACAGCAACCUGACUCCUCACGGCCCUCGGAUGCACAGUGGAGGCGCUCUGGCCGCCAUGUCCCUCGGCCUGCCCGGGCGGGGGGAGGCAGGCGACGACCAGCCCUCGGCACACAGCCAUACAACCUCGCCCAACGGCUGUCCGGACUCCACAGACACAGAGAGCACAGCAGAGGAGCACAGCACAAGGGCUACAGCUCCUACAAGUACCUCCAACCACCACCACCUCCACUACCAAGCCCCAAUACUGCCCCACUGCCAUCCAACCUCCAGCCCCAACCAGGCCAAAGACUUGGAUACGUUAUGGGAGAAAGGGGGCCCUGUGCCUCCCUCCGUGGUAAAGAGGAGCCCCGUCUCCCCCUUUUCUCCCAGGGACACUCUGCAGGUGUUAGACAGAGCUGGCAGGUCCGUGCGCUCCUUCUACUGCCGGCACUGCCGCAUCCUUUUUCUGGACCACGUCAUGUUCACCAUCCACAUGGGCUGCCACGGCUUCCGCCAGCCGUUCGAGUGCAACAUCUGCGGCCACCCCAGCCAGGACCGCUACGAGUUCUCGUCUCACAUCAGCCGCGGAGAACACCAGUGUGACAGGCUGAGGCAGGACGGUACGAUGAAGUGAUGGAGAUGUUAGAAGGCCAUGGCCAUUGUGACGUUGGGAGCCUGUUACGCAAAGAACUGCCAUCUGCUAGAAAGGCCUGCCUGCUUGCCGCCUGGCAGCCCCGUGUGUCAAAGGUGGCCGCAGCAGAACAGACUGUGGGAACAGCCGGUUAGCCUCGCUCGGUCUCCCGCUCCCCAACCGGAGGGGCAGCCAUCAAUCCCGCGCACCCCCUGCGCACACACCCACACUGAACCAGCAACACAAGUAAACUCAUCCUCACACUAAAAUCCCACCACGCUCACACCCUCUCCCAGUAAUCCUCGGAAGCAAUUUCAUCUCGACUCGGGUGGCGGCCCAUUGUCGCCAGCCCCUUCAAUCUUUCCUUAUUAACUCUCGCUUUGUCCCGCAUCCGAGCUUCUGGACUCAUCUCUCCUACAUUCCGAUCAAUGCUGCUCCCAGCACUCCCAGGCAACCUCCAUUCGCUAAUCCCACUGCCUCCCCCACCAGCAUCAGCGCUCCGAGUAGCUCUUACUGUUUUUUCCCCCAAACCUGCCGAUCACCUACUUGCAGACUAAGGUAGGGGCUUUAACUGCGUGAGUUUUCUGAGGGCAGAGCGCAAAGGCGGGGUGGGUAAAAGAGGAGGCGGCCACAAAGUGACUCCAGCCCAAACAAUUAGAACAAUGAGCCGGGCCAGUAGGGGGCUAACUCGCUGCGUCACGCCUGGACGGUGGGGUAUUUUGUCAGUUUAAUGAAUUGUCCAUCAGGCCAGGGCCACAUCGCAGGCUGCGCAGGGAGAGGCCAGCAGGGACCCAGACACUAAGUCGGUAUUUAUUACACUGCCUUUGUCACUAAUUGAGCUAAUUAUCACUGACUCCUUAGCACUCCCACAGGUUGCACCCCCUUCAUUCAGUGUUUCCAACAACUCUCCCACCUCACUCUGAUGCCUGGGAUUUGAACUCUGCCUUCCCUCUCAUUUUUUUUAAAUUUGCCACUUUCUCCCACGUUUGCUUUUUUCUGUCUACCUAUCGAGGUCUUUUGCCCUCCUUUUUAAUCCAGACUUGUGUCAUUGUUUUCAGAUGAACAAACUCCUGACUUUUUUUUUUAAUUAAAUCUCAGCUCAUAUCUUUUCCUAGCUUCUUUUCAAAAAUCAAAGAUAGAAAAAAUGUCAUCUUUCAGCUGUUUCAGAGAGUUUAAUCCCUU